UUUGCGCUCGAAAUGUAAAGCGACAAAAAUCUUAUCAGCUAUGGCGCUGAAGUUGGCAGUCCGGUUCCCUUUCCUGGCGCCAGACCCCAACCCCAGUUCUUCUCAGCCCCCACCGCAUCGGCCGUCUUCGGAAGUUCGGUUCUCUCGGUGGAACAACGCCAACGCCGAGAGAUUCAACAUUCGUCGACGGACGCAGCAGCAAAUCGAAGAUGAUAUCCGCCGCGAGCGCCGCUUCGACUCUGCUAACAAGAUUGCCAAUAUGGAUGACGAUUCUUCUCCUACUUCUUCAUCGGUUGAAACAUUCAGGUCCAUUGGUACACCUUCCGCUCCUUCCAGACCCUCAAUCCCUGGGAAAAAAUCCAAGUACUCCAAGCCCCCAAAACCCAGUGUGGAAUCUCACCCAGCUUUUCGGUAUUCCAAUAUACCUAAUCCCAGAGAAACACCAGUUGUGCGCACACCUCCUAAUGUUAAAGUGGCAGAUGAUGGAGUCACCUAUGUGAUUGACGGCGCUCCAUUUGAAUUCAAGUACAGCUACACCGAGACUCCGAAAGUGAAGCCCCUAAAGAUGCGGGAACCGCCGUUCGUCCCUUUCGGUCCGACCACGGUGCCGCGCCCGUGGACCGGUCGAGCUCCGUUGCCCCCAAGCAAGAAGAAGCUGAAGGAAUUCGAUUCGUUCGUGCUACCGCCUCCGCAUAAGAAGGGAGUUAAGCCGGUUCAGAAGCCCGGUCCUUUUUUACCCGGGACGGGCCCUAGGUACGUGCAGUCGAGAGAGGAGGUCCUGGGCGCGCCAUUGACACAAGAGGAGAUCGAUGAAUUGGUUAAAGGGUGUAGGAAAACAAAAAGACAGCUAAACAUUGGCAGGGAUGGUUUGACACAUAACAUGUUGGACAACAUACAUGCUCACUGGAAACGGCGGAGGGUGUGCAAGAUAAAGUGCAAAGGGGUUUGCACCGUUGACAUGAAUAAUGUGUGCCAGCAGUUAGAGGAAAGGACUGGAGGGAAAAUUAUUUACAGAAAGGGUGGCGUUCUAUACCUCUUCCGAGGUAGGAAUUACAAUUACAAAACACGACCUCGGUUCCCUCUCAUGCUGUGGAAACCUAUCCCUCCAGUAUAUCCGAGGUUAGUUCAGCGAACUCCAGCAGGUCUAACUCUUGAAGAGGCAACUGAAAUGCGUAAAAAGGGAAGACAACUUAUUCCCAUACGCAAACUAGCAAAAAAUGGGGUUUACUGUGACCUCGUAAGAAAUGUAAGGGAGGCAUUUGAAGAGUGUGAACUAGUUCGUAUUAAUUGUCAGGGACUGAAUCCAAGCGACUACAGAAGAAUUGGAGCAAAGCUCAAGGAUCUUGUUCCAUGUGUACUGCUAUCAUUUGAAAAUGAGCACAUACUUAUGUGGAGAGGACGAGAUUGGGUUUCUGCUUUACCACGUCUUAGUGAUAACAGCAAGGAAGCUAACAAAAGUGGUUCCAACAUUAAGAACUCCAAUACAUUGCCUCCAGAUGCUCUAGAAGAACAUGCAAGCCCUGAAGAGCGUGACUCCAGCAUUUCCCAGAGUUCAGGGGAUGUGAGUACACAGAAGGUUGAGGUGCCAUAUCCCACGGAAGACAUCAGCCUGUCUGGGUCUGUAUUUACUGAUGCAACUUCACUUGUUAAGAGAACCAAUGAAGUUGAAGUCACAACAGAGUUCCAUGGCUCCUGCGAGGAGCUGGAUCCUAGCAUGAACCCUAGUCCAGUUACAACCUCAUCUGAUUAUAAUAGAUGCUCCAAAAGUGAUGAGGAAGUUAUCAUUGAGGAGGAUGAAACUAGUGAUAAUUCUAGUGAGGCCAAGGUAGAUCCUGCGCCAUGUACAAAAGGCAUUUUAUUACUGUUGGAGCAAGCUGUUGAGAGCGGGAGUGCGCUUAUUUUAGAUGAUGGAUCUUUGGAUGCUGAUAUUGUUUAUCGAAGAUCCGUUGCCUUAGCCAAAUCAGCUCCUCCUCUACCGGAAUUUAGGCUUCCGCAUAGAAAAACCAUGGUUCAGAAAAGUGAUACUGGCACGGACGAGCAGGAAAUUAGGAGCUCAGAUAAGAAAGAAAUGAGUGAUUCGUCGAUGAAAGGUAAGGAGAAGAGUAUUAAAAUUCGAAGAAAAGAAGAUUUUGAUGGGCCGUGUUUGAAUGUAGUACCACAGGGAACAUUAGGUGUCGAUGAGCUUGCAAAGCUUUUGACAUGAUAGAGAUUUAUAUUGUACAUUUGUUAGCAGUAUUGUUUUUUUUUUUCCCUCAUUCAGCUGCUAGCAUUCUUCUGUGUAUUUUUCAUUUGGUUAGAGCAUGUUGGUUCAUCUUUUA
Messenger RNA from Neltuma alba, 2318 nucleotides. Its product is annotated as CRS2-associated factor 1, chloroplastic. Gene Ontology annotation, biological process: Group II intron splicing. Gene Ontology annotation, molecular function: RNA binding. The transcript has 5 exons. Lineage: Eukaryota; Viridiplantae; Streptophyta; Magnoliopsida; Fabales; Fabaceae. The record is from RefSeq and is a predicted model, not a curated record. Bases 41 to 2203 code for a protein of 720 amino acids.